UUUACUCGUAAGGCCACAUUAUACUUGCAUCAGAUUUAGAUAUUUCGAGAAAGUCCAAACAGGUAUAAAUAAUCGCCGCGCACCCUAGUCUUCAUUUAUAAAAUGUAUCGCGCACGAAGUGUUGUACCGCGGCUCUGUCGCCAUGUACAGGCCGUAGCUCGUCAGCCAUUAUGUUGUCAAUCCAACAUCCCCAAAAAUUCCUUCUUCCGACCGAAGACAUGCAGGGACCCAUGGGACAGUAAUUUUAACAGGGGACAUUCAUUUGACAAACAUUUCCGUUCCAUUUUGGAUGAGAUGGGUCAGAUGACGAGGCUCGCCUUUGGCGAAAUUGUCGAUGAGAUCCCAAGACGGGGGCGACACGUUUUGGCAAGGUCUGAGGCAGCCGAGUUGAAGGUUGACAAAAAGGCAUUUUCAUUGAAAAUGAAUAUGCGAGACUUUGAACAAAAGAACGUGAUGAUUAAAAUCGAUAAAGACCGACUUGUUAUCUCGGCAAAGCAGGAGAAUGCAGAGAACAGUGGAUGUGUCUCAAGGGAGAUAACUCGAGAAUUCCUUAUCCCGGAGAAUAUUGACACUGAAACGAUGAAUGCAGUAGUCACAGAUGACGGUCUACUGAUGGUAAGAGGUCGGAUCAAAGGUGUCACUGAGGAAAUGGAAAAGGUCAUCGAAAUCGACCGGCAGCCGUAACAGCUUUGUGCAAGACGAUCACUUUUAUACUUUACAUUAACCGGAGUUUCUAUUGUUGUCAAUUAGAAAUGUUGAACAUUUGGAGAAAGAAGACUGAUUCAAUACUUUUCUUUAUAUCUGUUGCAUGAUAAGUAUUAAAUAAAUAUUUUUUCUUCUUUGCUUUCCUUCAUACACAAAUUUUAAAAAUGCACACGGUCCCAUCAUUAUUUUAUUCGUAUACAAAAAUUUGUAUGCCUACACUUCGAAAUAGAUCUUGUACCUUAAACGAUGAUGUUUAAGACUAAAAAAAUGUGCUUUUUUUAUAAAUGUAUGCAAGCAUUUGUAAUUAGACUAAACGUCUUUUUACAGACAAAGACAAUUGGGUUCCUUCAUAAAUAUCUUUAUAAAAACGUAUGCUAAUGCGGAACCAAAUUGAAAACUCUUGUAAAUUGUUUUGAUCUGAUAUUGUAGCACAUACUCAUAAUUUAACAAUAGUACACAGUCAUAGAAUGGGUAUGAGGGAAAUAGAAUGGUCCCCGGGGUGAUAAUUUAUAAACUCAUAAAUUCAUGAGGGAGUCGUCCUGUUUCUUGCAGAAAGUAGUCCUAUUUUGAGGAGGGAGUAGCCCUCAGAUGGAGAGAUUCAAACGAUGUUAGGGAAAUAAGAGAUGUUAUUGUAUUGUUUUUAUAUAGGUUUUCCAAGUCCGUAUACCUUCGACGACCACAGCCUCCUUCAGUUUUCACUCAGUGCGCUCGCUUGUAGAACGUUAAAACAGUCCUGCUCCUGGUAUUUUCGGAUUAUGUCACAUUCCGUUAUCUUCGAGAUGAUCGGUGUGGUAAUUUUUGUUAUAUUUACUGAAUGUUAGUUGGCAUUGCAACACAAUGGUGGACCAGACUUAGACACGUUAACAACUUCAUCUUGGCAACGAAACGCUUGGAAGAGUAGCCGAUUUCCGGCUUCCCUUUAGGUCUGUCCCUGAGCUAGGUAUAACCCUCGACUCGUCCAGAUGAUGUGUGUUAGUCUCUGCCUCACGUAACAGCAGUAUGACAGUAUCUCAUACACCAUCUGUUUUAAAACUGAUAUGCUGCUUACCAAUAACACAUAUUUACAUGUACAUCAAUAAAGUAACAAAAUCAGUGUAUUGGGAUCACAAUAUGGAUGGCUUUUCGUUAAAACUUGCGCUUGGACAUACAAUCAUAUUUUUAUUCUCGGACGCUAAAUCCGGGGCACCUGAUUACAUGCUUUCGUUGUUCUUUUUCAAUGGUCUCCAUGGAAAUUGUUUCAUCGUUUUAAGUUCGAGUUACGGUGUUGUUAACACUUCAGUAUUGUCGUGUUAUUUUUCAUAUAAGUUGACUGUUUUCCUUUGUUGCUUUACAUGUACAGAAUAUUCUGUUAUUGGUAAAAUUAAUAACUCUAAAGUUAUAUCGUUUUCCGUCGUCAUCAGACACGUGCUGUCGUCACGAUAAAGUGUUAUACACUGGUGAUCCCGCGACCGUAUCGCUAGCCAUGCUUAUUAACAUUUUGACGGCAUGUUGAAUGAAAAGUCGAA
Molecule: messenger RNA, 2210 nt
Organism: Mizuhopecten yessoensis (Yesso scallop)
Lineage: Eukaryota; Metazoa; Mollusca; Bivalvia; Pectinida; Pectinidae
Product: alpha-crystallin A chain-like
Exons: 3
Coding region: 103-684 (193 amino acids)
Biological process (GO): response to heat; protein refolding
Molecular function (GO): protein folding chaperone
Source: RefSeq, a predicted model, not a curated record